Molecule: messenger RNA, 1057 nt
Organism: Myotis davidii
Lineage: Eukaryota; Metazoa; Chordata; Mammalia; Chiroptera; Vespertilionidae
Exons: 7
Coding region: 212-1057 (281 amino acids)
Biological process (GO): N-acylphosphatidylethanolamine metabolic process
Cellular component (GO): cytoplasm
Molecular function (GO): glycerophospholipid phospholipase A1 activity; A2-type glycerophospholipase activity
Source: RefSeq, a predicted model, not a curated record
GAUUUCCCGCAUCGGCUCCUCGCACUGGGCCCUCUAUGUGGGCGAUGGUUAUGUGAUCCACCUGGCUCCCCCAGGGGAGAACUCUGAGGCUGGCGCCCCCACCGGCUUAGGGAAGGUGAAAAGGCAGCUCCUCGUGGAAGUGGUCGGACACUGCUUCUAUAAGGUCAACAACUACUUGGACCACCUGUACAAACCACAGCCCAUAAAUGAGAUGCUCAGAUCUGGGAUUGAGAUGGUUGGUAAGGAGAUGGAGUACAGUGUUCUGAGCAGGAACUGUGAGCACUUUGUCACCGAUCUGAGAUAUGGCAAGGCCCGCAGCCGGCAGUUUCUUGAAGAGCCCGAGCCUGGAGACCUGAUUGAGAUUUCCCGCAUCGGCUCCUCGCACUGGGCCCUUUAUGUGGGCAAUGGUCAUGUGAUCCACCUGGCUCCCCCAGGGGAGAACUCUGAGGCUGGCGCCCCCACCGGCUUAGGGGUGGUGAGAUGGCAGCUCCUGGUGGAAGUGGUGGGAAACUGCUCCUAUAAGGUCAACAACCACUUGGACCACCUGUACAAACCACGGCCCAUAGAGGAGAUGCUCAGAUCUGGGAAGGAGAUGGUUGGUAAGGAGAUGGAGUACAGUGCUCUGAGCAGGAACAGUGAGCACUUUGUCACUGAUCUGAGGUACGGCAAGGCCCGCAGCCGGAAGCCUGGAGACCUGAUUGAGAUUUCCCGCAUCGGCUCCUCACACUGGGCCCUCUAUGUGGGCAAUGGUUAUGUGAUCCACCUGGCUCCCUCAGGGGAGAACUCUGAGGCUGGUUCCCCCACCGGCUUAGGGGAGGUGAAAAGAGAACUCCUGGUGGAAGUGGUGGGAAACUGCUCCUAUAAGGUCAUCAACCACUUGGACCACCUGUACAAACCACGGCCCAUAGAGGAGAUGCUCAGAUCUGGGAAGGAGCUGGUUGGUAAGGAGAUGGAGUACAGUGAUCUGAGCAGGAACUGUGAGCGCUUUGUCACCGAUCUGAGAUACGGCAAGGCCCGCAGCCGGCAGCUCUGCCACUGCCUCCAUCUGCAGCGGUAG